UGACGUCAUCAAUAGGUGACCCAAGAACCUUGAGGCGCUCCUAGUUAUCUUUAAAAGCGGUUUAUAUUACACAGGAACGAUACAGGUGGUAUAUGAAAAGGAGAAGCCCAACAGGAUGGCCAGUGUGCUCUGUAGUAGAGCCAGGGUGGUUACAUACCUGCCAGGGCUUCACCUUCUUGUGCAACGCAUAGCAGGAACCAGAUGUAUCUCAGAUGAGCGUCACGUUAAUGUCACACCACCAGAUAUGGGACCAAGGACGGUGUGGCCAGACGAGACCAUGGGUCCAUUUGCUCCUCAGGAUAAACGCUUCCAGCUGCCUGGUAAUGUGGGAUUUGCCAGGCAGCUAGAAGCCACAGCGGAACAGAAGCCCGGCUCUGUGCAUUCAGUACUACCGGACGUGCUGACAGCUCCGUCUAACAGCGAGAGGCACGAAUUCAUCCUGGCACAGUUCCUCUACGAGUCCCACGAGAACGGCGAGGCUUCAUCAGCACACAAGGUCGACAGUGCAGAGCAGUAUUUCAACCAUUCCAGAGUGGAGUGUGCGAUCCAAUCCUGCCCAGAACUGCUGAAAAAAGACUUUGAACUGAUGUUUCCCGAAGCCCCCUCCAGCAGUAUGAUGGUGCUCACUGUAACGCAGAGAACAGAGAACGACAUGACCGCCUGGUCUGAGGAGGUGGACCAGGAGAGAGAGCAACUGCUGGUUAAAUUCAUUGAAGGGGCAAAGGAGAUCUGCCACGCGCUGCACACCGAGGGAUUUUGGGCUGACUUUAUCGACCCUUCAUCUGGAUUAGCGUUCUUCGGCGCCUACACCAACAACACACUGUUCGAGACAGACGAGCGAUACCGCCACCUGGGUUUCCAGAUUGAAGACCUCGGAUGCUGUAAAGUGAUCCGUCACACGCUGUGGGGCACACACGUGUUCGUAGGAAGCGUUUUCACCAACGCGCCACCAAGCAGCCACGUCAUGAAGAAGCUGCAAGGAAAUUAACGCAUCACGCACUUCAUAUCGUAACAUCCAAGAACACUAUUGAAAAACAAAGGUUUAUCCAGUGUUAAUGCUCGUGUGCUCGGAGUACAUGCACUCGACUAGCACUCAUCAAUGGCACAUACAAAUCCAUACUCGAUUUCUUUUUGAUUACAUAUGCUGUAAUCCCUAUGGGGUGCUUGAUUUAUUUAUUUUUGUAGUUGAAUAUGGCAAAGUGUAGAAAAGCUCAAUUCCAUGCUGCUUGAUUUCGGUGUUUGAGAAAUGUAAUAAAUAAAUCUAUCUUUAAUGCCUUUUCUUUUACUGUCACAGAAAUAAAGUGAAAAUUUAUGUUUGGCAGGUUGUUGUGUUUUUUUUUUGUUUGUUUGUUUGUUUUUUUUUGGAGUAUUUUAGUUGUUGUAGCAAUUAGUUAACCAGAUUUUUUAAAUAAUUAUUAUUACAUGAAAAUUGCAAGGGUUACAUUUUUGCUUUUCAUGACUCCAAAUGGAUUUGAGCUGUUCUGAAUUUCUACCAACAUGUUCAAAGUAACGACUCUCACCUCUUUAAAAUAUGGUUUGUAUAACAGAUUGAGAAAUUAUUUCAGGGGAAUAAAAGUGUAGUUUUCUUAUCAUAAGGAUAAAAUUUUGUAUGCCACAAUGUUACUGUAUUCAUGAAAGAUUAUUUCCAUCAGACACAUCUCCAGUCCUCUUAAAUAUAAAAUAAUCCAGAUAUUUCCUUCUCAUUAUAUAAUCAAAUAAUUGAACCCUUGGUUAUGUCUAUGUGAAGUGUCAUUUAAUCCUUUAUUUUUUUUAAAAUAAAAAUAAAAACGGAAUAAACAGGU
This is a messenger RNA of Ictalurus furcatus (blue catfish), 1802 nucleotides long. RefSeq names its product metabolism of cobalamin associated Db (gene mmadhcb). The transcript is spliced from 8 exons. The record is from RefSeq and is a predicted model, not a curated record. Gene Ontology annotation, biological process: cobalamin metabolic process. The coding region runs from base 116 to 988 and encodes 290 amino acids. Lineage: Eukaryota; Metazoa; Chordata; Actinopteri; Siluriformes; Ictaluridae. Gene Ontology annotation, cellular component: mitochondrion.